CAAUGAACUCAAAACCCACAUAUAUCCAUAAUUUGACAAAACCCAAAUUUUUUCAAAACCUUCCUUUUUCAAAUCAAUGAAACAAACUAUCGGUAAAUUCAACAAUGAACCUGCCAAAAGCGGAAGUCGUCCCCCCAUACAUUGCCACAGAUGCAACAACUUUGACUUUAGGGUUUGAAGCCGCACCCGCGCCAUUUCCAAUUCCUCUCUCUCUCUCUCUGUCUGAAGUCUUAUCUACUCUCUCUCUCUACCUAUGCAUGAACGGGAUCCGAUUCUGGGCCGUCGCAGCUGAAUCGAGUCUCAGUCUUAUCCGUCGUCUGCAAUGGCGUCGAAGCCGUCCCCGUCGCCUUCCGCCAGCAGAUCCGGGUCUCUCCAGGACACUCCGAUGGCAAAGCCAGACGAGUCAGCUCCUGAGAGCGAGGAGAUUGCAUCAGUUAUUGAAUCUCUGAAAAGACACGUUGUAGAUGAACGGUGUGUUUCUAUAAAGGAAAGGAUGGAAAAGAACAGACACAAAUUGGCUAGUGUCACGAGCCAUCUGCAGAAGCUGUCGAUGGAAAGACGAAACAGCUGGAUUAACCUUGCCGAUUCUAGCCACGAUCUACUGAAAAAGAGGCAAGAUGAUGCGAUUGGUAUGCAUAGCGGCAUUGGUACUAGUAGUGGUGAUAAAGACAGCGACAGUCAUCAAGAAGACUCUCAUGCUUCUACGGCUGUUCUUCUGGGAACCAGUAUUCCUCCGGGGAAGAAUUCCGUUCGGCCAAUUAGGCUGCCUGAAGUUAGGAAAUUACCUCCUUACACCACCUGGAUUUUUUUGGACAGAAAUCAGAGGAUGACAGAAGAUCAAUCAGUGGUGGGUCGGCGAAGGAUUUAUUAUGCUCAGAAUGGCGGGGAGGCACUUAUUUGUAGUGAUAGUGAGGAAGAAAAUGUUGACGAAGAAGAGGAAAAGAAAUAUUUUUUGGAAUCAGAAGAUUAUAUUAUACGCAUGACAAUCAAAGAAGCUGGAUUCUCAGAUGCCGUUAUAAAUUCCUUGGCGGAAUGUUUCUCUAAAAAUACAGAUGAAAUCAAGGCAAGAUAUGAAAGUCUAACCAAGGAUGAAAAGACUUCAGUGGAUUCCCUUCAUGUGGACAGUGAAGCUUCGUCGUUGAAUUCUUUUCUUGAUAAGGAUCUUGAAGCUGCUUUGGAUUCGUUUGACAACUUAUUUUGUCGUCGCUGUCUUGUCUUUGAUUGCAGAUUGCAUGGAUGCUCACAAGAUCUUGUCUUUCCAGCUGAGAAACGACCACCACUGAACCAUCCAGACGUUGAAAAUCUACCAUGUGGUGAACACUGCUACCGAUCGGUGUCAAAGUCCGAAAAAAUGCCUACUGAGGAUUCCCCUGAGCUUGGUGAUACGAAAGACAACUCUGUCCAGCCAUCAUCUGGUAGUGCUGGGACUCGCACGACUGCAAGGAAAAAACAUACUCCAUGUGCUCGGAAGAAGGCCAGGCCCUCCCAAAGUGAAAGUGCCUCGUCAAAUAUAAAAAACAUGUCAGACAGUAGUGACUCAGAGAUUGGACCCCAGCACACUACUUCCACAAGCCAUUUGUCACCCUCCAAGACAAAACUUUGUGGAAAGGGUGGGGUUUCUCAAAGGAAUAGCAAACGAGUGGCUGAACGUGUUUUGAGUUGCAUUAAAAAAAGGCAGAAGUUGAUAGGAUCUGAGUCAGAUUCUGUUGCUAGUGGAGGUCUUUUGGGAGGUGAUGCAAAACUUAGCAGUAGUCCACACAGAGAAAAUGAAGAUGCCAAUUCUUCUUCCCAGAAAAAUUCAAAAUCAAGGUCUAGGAAAACAGAGCUCUCUGUUCAGAAUGUGCAAGGUGUAGCUCGUGAUGGUAUAUCAAGUGCGAUGGUUGCCGAUCCACCUGGAAGUAGCAGUGAUGUUACGUUGAGAAAAGAUGAUUAUGCUGAUGGAAACAGUCGUAAAAUGGAAUUGAAUGAUAACCUGUCUUGGAAAGCUUUUGAGAAAAGUCUUUUUGAGAAAGGCGUGGAGAUCUUUGGCAAAAAUAGCUGUCUAAUUGCUAGGAACCUGUUAAAUGGUUUGAAGACAUGUGUGGAAGUUUUUCAAUUCAUGAGACAAGCAGAUAAACGGCUAGCCUACCAAGCAGGUGAUGCUGCAAAUUGUCUUGGUGACGGCUAUUCCAAGUUUGAUCAAGGCAAUAAUGAAGUUAGGAGAAGAUCAAGGUUUUUGCGCAGAAGGGGUAGAGUUCGUCGCUUGAAGUAUUCUUGGAAGUCUACAGCCUACCAUUCUAUUAGGAAACGGAUAAGUGAGAGAAAAGAUCAACCAUGCCGCCAAUACAAUCCUUGUAACUGCCAAACAGCUUGUGGAAAGGAGUGCCCAUGCCAUUUGAACGGCACAUGCUGUGAGAAGUAUUGUGGAUGUCCUAAAACUUGCAAAAAUCGCUUCCGGGGCUGUCAUUGUGCCAAGAGUCAAUGUCGAAGCCGUCAAUGCCCUUGCUUUGCUGCAGACAGGGAAUGUGAUCCAGAUGUUUGUCGGAAUUGUUGGGUUAGUUGUGGCGAUGGCUCACUUGGUGUGCCUAAUCAAAGGGGCGACAAUUAUGAAUGCAGGAACAUGAAGCUUCUUCUCAAACAACAGCAAAGGGUUUUACUUGGAAAAUCUGAUGUAUCCGGAUGGGGAGCUUUUUUGAAGAAAAGCGUGGGUAAACAUGAGUACCUAGGUGAAUACACGGGAGAGCUGAUAUCACAUAGGGAAGCAGACAAGCGUGGCAAGAUUUACGACCGCGAAAACUCAUCAUUCCUCUUCAAUUUGAAUGAUCAGUUUGUCCUUGAUGCUUACCGGAAGGGUGACAAGUUGAAGUUUGCCAACCAUUCUCCUGAUCCAAACUGCUAUGCAAAGGUGAUUAUGGUUGCAGGAGAUCACCGAGUUGGCAUAUUUGCCAAAGAAAGAAUCAACUCCGGGGAGGAGCUUUUCUAUGAUUACCGUUAUGAACCAGACCGAGCUCCUGCUUGGGCAAGGAAGCCCGAAGCAUCAGGAUCGAAAAAGGAAGAGGCCUCGCACCCAGGUGGCCGUGCCAAAAAGCUGGCCUGAAAGAAUCUCAGACUCACAAUUUCGUUCAUUCUUUUUACAGCUCUGAAGGCGUAGGGUUCUAACCAUUUGUGGGAUUCAGGCCAUUGCUGUCUCUCUCUCUUGCCAGCUUAACUGACUGCUGCAUCAUUUUGUGUAUUUCGUGUUCUCCUGCGUCGGCAUUUACGCCCAGGUCGAGCCAUUGCAUCCAAUACAGCAGAAAAAAGCGUAGAGAAAUGAAGAAUGAGGUUAGUUAAUUGAUGCCACCACCGAUCUAACUUGCACAGAUUUUCUCAUGUAAAAGGAAAGCAUUUUGGUGCGGGAGGAGGGCCUGUCUACUUUUCUAUCUAACAUUCUUUUCAGUGCUUUUUCUCUUCUCUCUUUCGUUUCAGACGCUUUACGAAAUGCAAUCUUUUGCAGCUUUUAGUAUCUUCGCCUUCUUUUGCAUCCCAUAAUUGUCUGCCCGUUCUUUCGGAGCUGCAAAUUUUGUUAGAAGGCAUAAUGGUGUGUGUCUGCAUGUUGAACUAUCCAAUAUUACCAAUCCCAUUGUGAAUCUGAAUCUUUCUUCGUAGUUGGAAU
This is a messenger RNA of Linum tenue, 3631 nucleotides long. Lineage: Eukaryota; Viridiplantae; Streptophyta; Magnoliopsida; Malpighiales; Linaceae. The record is from the annotation of a GenBank genome assembly.